AUGAGCAGAAGAAGACUACGAAAACUAGAAAAACAACAGUCAGACGUCGAAACAAUAAGAGGAGACUCGGAAGACUCUUUAACUGACAGGAAAAUAAAGAGAAUAAGAUCUGACUCUGACUCUAGUUUUGAAGAAUCUUCAGAAUUAUCCUCGGUUGAUAGUAACUCCUCAAAAGAGGACUCUAGUGACGGUGAACCCAUCAUACAGAACAUUGGCAAUAAAAGGGGUAGACCUAGGAAAACUCACCGCAAGACAAACAGUUUACAAAUAACGCAAAAAACAAAACCACGCUUGGGGCGACGAAAACUGGAUCCAAAUGAUGCAAAAGCAACAGACAACGCCGGUCAGACUAAUUUACAUAUAGCAUGCAUGCGAAAUAACAUCCACAAAGUACGAACACUGAUUGAAAAGGGUGCUAAUAUAAACGCAACAGACAAUUCAGAGUGGACACCUUUACACGAAGCUGCAUAUGGAGGAUAUUAUGAAAUUGUUGUGAUAUUAUUAGAACAUGGAGCAAAAGUAAAUGUAGUCGAUAAAGAAGGCGAUACUCCAUUACACGAUGCAUGCUAUCAAGGACAUGUGGACAUUAUCAAAAUACUUUUAGAAUACGGAGCAGAUGUAGAAAAAACAAACGAUAAGAACGAGAGACCCGAGGAUGUUAUAAAUAGAUCUUCUGUAGAGUCAGACGAACAAAAAGAACAAGUCAUAAAACUACUGAACACUCCAAUACAGACUGAAAAAAAAACCAAAAAAGAUAGGACGCAGAUUAAUAGAACCAACUGUGGUAAUAGAAAGAUCCAAAUAUCGAACAUUACCGUCAAGGUCAGAGACCGUAGGCAGACGAGGCAGACCUAG
Paraglomus brasilianum is the source of this 855-nucleotide messenger RNA. The record is from the annotation of a GenBank genome assembly. NCBI's taxonomy places the organism in Eukaryota, Fungi, Glomeromycota, Glomeromycetes, Paraglomerales, Paraglomeraceae.